UCCAGCCCGCUGCCCCACCAUGACAAAGGAGUACCAAGAUCUUCAGCAUCUGGACGAGGACAAUGACCAUCAGCUCAGAAAAGUGCCGGCUCCUCCCCAGCCGCUGCUUCGGCGUCUCUGCUCCGGACCCCGCCUCCUCCUGCUCUCCCUGGGCCUCAGUGUCCUGCUGCUGGUGGUUGUCUGUGUGAUUGGAGCCCAAAACUCCAAGCUGAAGGAGGAGAUGGAGGUUCUGAGGGAGACGAUCAGCAACUUCACAGAGACCACGGAGGUCAAAGUCAAGGACCUGAACGUUCAGGGAGAAAAUGUGGGCAGAAAGAUGAAAUCCCUGGAGUCCCAGGUGGAGAGACAGCAGCACGACCUGAAAGAAGAUCACGCUUCCUUGCUGCUCCACGUGAAACAGUUUUUGUUUGACCUGCGAGGCCUGAGCUGUCAGAUGGCAGUCCUCCAGGGCAAUGGCUCUGAAAAGGCCUGCUGCCCAGUGAACUGGGUGGAGUAUGAAGGCAGCUGCUACUGGUUCUCUCGCUCUGGGAAGGCCUGGCCCGAGGCUGACAACUACUGCCGGCUGGAGAACGCCCACCUGGUGGUGAUCGGCUCCAUGGAGGAGCAGAAAUUUGUCCAGCACCACACGGGUCCUGUGAACACUUGGAUUGGUCUCACUGACCAAAAUGGGCCUUGGAGAUGGGUAGAUGGGUCGGACUACGAGAAGGGUUUCAAGAACUGGAGACCAGACCAGCCUGAUGACUGGCAUGGGCAUGGACUAGGAGGAGGUGAGGACUGUGCCCAUUUCACAGAUGAUGGCCGCUGGAACGAUGACUUCUGCCAGAGGCCCUACCGCUGGGUCUGUGAGACAGGGCUGGACAGCACCAGCUAGGAGCCUCUUCUCCCCUUAAUUUAUUUCCUCAAUGCUUCACCUGCUAAAGGGGC
Talpa occidentalis (Iberian mole) is the source of this 924-nucleotide messenger RNA. RefSeq names its product asialoglycoprotein receptor 1-like. Bases 20 to 871 code for a protein of 283 amino acids. The transcript is spliced from 8 exons. The record is from RefSeq and is a predicted model, not a curated record. Lineage: Eukaryota; Metazoa; Chordata; Mammalia; Eulipotyphla; Talpidae. Gene Ontology annotation, molecular function: signaling receptor activity.